AUGGCGGCGGCGUUGCUAGUGGAGCUGUCAAGUCAAAGCCGAGCAUCUUCAGUAUGGGCCAACAGCAGACGUCCCAACAGCCAACAGAUCCUAGAAACAGUAAAAUAUUUACAGAUCCCAGAGAGACCGUGCUGGCACGGAAAUGCAGGUGCAGGACUCAGUGCAGACCCCAAAAAUGUGAUGAAGGAAGUGAACUCGUCGAAGAUCCUUGCAGCCAUGCUGAUGUAUGUUUGGCCCAAGGACAGACCAGACCUGCGCGCUCGAGUGGUCUUAUCACUGGGUCUCCUCGCUGGAGCCAAGAUAACCAACGUGAUGGUGCCCUUCAUGUUUAAAUAUGCGGUGGACGACCUGAACCAGAUGUCGGGACACAUGCUGAACCUGAGCGACGCGCCGAGCACGGUGGCCACCAUGGCAACGGCCGUUCUGAUUGGCUACGGUGUUUCCCGCGCUGGAGCCGCUCUCUUCAAUGAGCUGAGGAACGCAGUGUUCGGGAAAGUGGCUCAGAGCUCCAUCAGGAGGAUCGCCAAGAACGUCUUUCUCCAUCUUCACAACCUGGACCUGGGCUUCCACCUGAGCAGGCAGACAGGAGCGCUGUCCAAAACCAUCGACCGUGGCACUCGAGGAAUCAGCUUCGUCCUCAGUGCUCUGGUCUUUAACCUGGGGCCUACGGUCUUUGAAAUGAUGCUAGUCAGCGGCAUUUUGUAUUAUAAAUGUGGCGGUCAGUUUGCUCUUGCCGCUCUGGGGACGCUCUCGGCGUACACUGCUUUCACCAUCGCUGUUACACAGUGGAGGACGCGCUUCAGGAUCGAGAUGAAUAAGGCUGAUAAUGAGGCUGGAAACGCUGCUAUCGAUUCUCUCCUCAAUUAUGAAACCGUUAAGUACUUCAACAAUGAGACGUAUGAGGCCGAGCGUUACGAUAGUUUCCUGAAGGUGUAUGAGUCGUCCUCUCUGAAGACCACCUCGACUCUGGCCAUGCUCAACUUCGGUCAGAGCGCCAUCUUCAGCGUGGGCCUCACCGCCAUCAUGGUGCUGGCAAGCAAAGGCAUAAUGGCAGGCACUCUGACUGUGGGUGAUCUGGUGAUGGUGAACGGACUGCUCUUCCAGCUCUCUAUGCCGCUCAACUUCCUGGGCACCGUGUACAGAGAGACCCGACAGGCCCUCAUAGACAUGAACACGCUCUUCACUCUGCUCAGCGUCGACCCUAAAAUAAAGGAGAAAGAAAUGGCCCCGCCGCUGCUCGUUCCACCCCAGGAAGCCACCAUCAGGUUCGAGGAUGUGUAUUUUGAGUACUUAGAGGGCCAAAAGGUGCUUAACGGGGUUUCAUUUGAAGUGCCUGCUGGGAAAAAGGUGGCCAUUGUUGGUGGCAGUGGAUCUGGGAAGAGCACGAUCGUCCGAUUGCUCUAUCGUUUCUACGAGCCCCAGCAGGGCAACAUCUUCAUCUCGGGCCAGAACAUACGUGACGUUAGUCUGGAGAGUUUGAGGAAAGCUGUGGGCGUCGUGCCGCAGGACGCUGUGCUUUUCCACAAUACCAUAUUUUACAACCUGCUCUAUGGGAACAUCAACGCCACCGCAGAGGACGUGUACCAUGUGGCCAGACUAGCUGGGAUCCACGACGCCAUCCUCCGGAUGCCUCAUGGGUACGACACGCAGGUCGGAGAGCGAGGCCUGAAGCUCUCAGGUGGAGAAAAGCAGCGUGUGGCCAUCGCACGGGCCAUCCUUAAAAACCCUCCCAUUUUGCUGUAUGACGAGGCCACAUCUUCACUAGACUCGAUCACUGAAGAGAAUAUUCUGACUUCCGUGAAGGCGAUGGUGAGGGACAGGACAUCUGUCUUUAUUGCACACCGGCUGUCCACCAUUGUGGAUGCAGAUGAGAUUAUUGUACUAAAUCAGGGGAAGGUGGUGGAGCGCGGCAGCCAUCGGGCUCUGCUGGAGAUGCCGGGCAGUCUGUACGCAGACCUGUGGAACACACAGAACAGCAGAAACACCAGCAGCAGCGGCAGCGGCGGGCCCGAGCCCAUCCCCGAGCGCCUCUCCCAGAAAGAACAGGAGCGCAAGAAGUUGCAGGAGGAGAUCCUGAACAGUGUGAAGGGCUGUGGGAACUGCUCCUGCUAAAUCUGACCCUUCACCUGAGCGUCUGGACCACAGCCAGGGCCUUUAUUGUCACGUGCUAUCAAGAUGAUCUGUAGCACUCUCUUUUAUGUCAACUGGAACUCUUGUAAGUUGUUUUUAUUAUUGGUGUGUACAUAUUAUAUAUGAGAUGCGCUGAGAAGUGCGUUGUAUAGAGUGCACAUAUCACCGAAUAGAUAUUUUGUCUGUUGAAUUACUUUUGAUAUGUCUGGACCGUUUUGGAGCUUUCUCUAUGAACAUUGUCUCUAUGUAUUUAACCAAAUCUGAGUUGCAAGUACAUUUAACAAGUUUGUAUUAAAUAAACUUCCUUCUUCGAGUGUC
Molecule: messenger RNA, 2448 nt
Organism: Carassius carassius (crucian carp)
Lineage: Eukaryota; Metazoa; Chordata; Actinopteri; Cypriniformes; Cyprinidae
Product: iron-sulfur clusters transporter ABCB7, mitochondrial
Exons: 16
Coding region: 1-2112 (703 amino acids)
Biological process (GO): transmembrane transport; intracellular iron ion homeostasis
Cellular component (GO): mitochondrial inner membrane
Molecular function (GO): ATP binding; ABC-type transporter activity; ATP hydrolysis activity
Source: RefSeq, a predicted model, not a curated record